Messenger RNA from Argentina anserina (silverweed cinquefoil), 552 nucleotides. Its product is annotated as cytochrome P450 736A117-like. The transcript has a single exon. Bases 1 to 552 code for a protein of 183 amino acids. The record is from RefSeq and is a predicted model, not a curated record. Gene Ontology annotation, molecular function: iron ion binding; heme binding; monooxygenase activity. NCBI's taxonomy places the organism in Eukaryota, Viridiplantae, Streptophyta, Magnoliopsida, Rosales, Rosaceae.
AUGGUGAAUCAGUCAACUUCCACCCCCAGAAUGAAGUUCGGCGAAUCGUCUGGAAACAAAACAGAAAUUACAGAAGAUGAGUUGGUUGAAAUGCACUACCUGGAAGCAGUGAUCAAAGAGACGGUUCGGUUACAUCCCCCAUUACCGUUACUAUUGCCUAGAAUGACCAAUCAAGAUGUGGAAAUAAGUAGCUACAACAUCAAGGCCAACACUCAGGUUUUAAUCAAUGCUUGGGCAUUUGGAAGAGAUCCCACAUCAUACGUCAAUCCAGAGCUAUAUGAGCCGGAAAGGUUUAUGAACAAUGGCAUAGAUUAUAAAGGAAAAGACUACGAGUUGAUUCCGUUUGGUGCCGGCAAACGAGGUUGCCCUGGGAUUCAAUUUGCGAUGGCCGUCGAAGAGCUUGUUUUGGCAAAUAUUGUGCACAACUUCGACUGGGCUUUGCCGGAUGGAGGGGAAGACCUAGACAUGUCAGAAUCGACUGGUGUGGUCGCACAUGGAAAGUAUCCUCUUAAAGCAAUUGCUAUUCUAUCCAAAGAACUUCCAACAAGCUAG